AAGAAACCGAGAGACAAAAAAAAGAAUUUGGAGGAUAAUCAAAUUCAAAAAUCAUUUCUCCGAUCAAAUUCGCCGUCGGAAUUAUCUCAGAGAGAAAUUGAGCUGCGAAGUGGUGAUUCUUGUAUUUAAAUGUCGAGUAGCUCGGGAAGUUUCUCGGGAAGCAGUAGCUCGGCAUGUAGUUCCAGAAGUGAUUGCGAGAACUCGUUUGAUGUUGAAGAACUUUUGCAGAUUGGGACAACACGCAGGGAGCUAAGGAAACAAAAGGACUUGCUGAGAGAAUCGCAGCCCCAUAGUAUCGAACUAGUCAGAAGGUUGGAACUCCACACGAAGUCAUUAUCGGAAUCUCGCUUAGAAGACACAGCAAGAAUUCAGAUGAUGGAGAAAGAAUUACUGAAUUGCUAUAAGGAAAUUGAUUACUUGCGAGAUCAACUAAUUUUCAGAAGCAAGGAAGUGAAUUAUCUCAAUGAACAUCUGCACGACCUUGAAUUCAAAUUGGCUGAAUCAAGGAAUCUGGAAGAAGAAGUUAACUCUUUAAGAGAUGAGUUGUGUAUGUCUCAAUCCGAGCAUUUGUUGUUGUUGCAAGAACUUGAGAGCAAGGAAACAGAGCUACAGUGUUCGUCUCUUUCCUUGGAGAAACUGGAGGAGUCCAUCUCAUCCUUAACAUUAGAGUCCUUGUGCGAAAUAGAAAGCAUGAAGCUUGACAUAACAGCGUUGGAGCAAGCACUCUUUGAUGCAAUGAAAAUCCAAGAAGAAAGCAUCCAAGAAAAAGAUCAAUUAAAAGGAAUAAUCGAAGAGUCCCAGUUUCAGUCUCAAAGGGCACAAGAGAAUGUCAAGUAUAUCGAAAAGAAAAAUGAAGACUUGAGGGAGAAAUUUAAUGCCUCUGAAAAGAGUAUCAAAGAGUUCUUUCAAAGUACUAAAGAACGGUUAGAAAGUGAAGAUGAAGAGCCUCUAACUGCAGGGUGCUUCUUUGCUGAACUGAGCCAUGUGCUUCCAAUGUCUAAUGAAGUUCGCAAUUGUUUUGAUGCAAUCAUGAAGAAACUAGAACUUUCUCAGAAUGUGAAUUUGACUGACAAAGUGGAGGGUAUGGCGAAACAGAUACAUCAGCACGAAGAUGUUGUAAAGCAACUCAAGGAAGAACUGAAACAGGAGAAACUGAAGGCGAAGGAAGAAGCAGAAGACCUUACACAAGAGAUGGCUGAAUUAAGGUAUAAGAUGACAUGUUUGCUUGAUGAGGAACGCAAUCGCCGUGUGUGCAUAGAACAAGCAUCAUUACAGAGAAUAGCUGAGCUAGAAGCACAGAUCAAGAGAGAGAUAAAAAAGCCCUCUUCCACUGAAAUGCUGCCUCUUAGUGGGAUUUCUAUGGCUGCUAAGAAUUUCAGCUUGAACCCUUUCGAUGAUACUGAUGAUGAGAAGGAGGCUGCUAAGAAUUUCAGUUUGAACCCUUUUGAUGAUGAUGAUGAUGAUAAGGAGGUUGAGAAAACAUUCACUUCAUCGUUGAAGUUCUCGGAUGCAAAGGAGAACCACCAGACGGUUCAAGAACUUGAGAGCUACGCUGUGUACGAGUCUGAGGAAACAACGAAAACCGUAAAAGGGUGUUUGAAAGUUGCUGAAGAGAUUAGAUGUGAUGCUACUAAAACAUUGGUUAUGUUGAAUGAGCAACGAGAUCAAAUUACAAGAACACACCAUAAGGCCGUUGAUAUCGAUCAUCAUCUUAGUCGGGGUGAGAAGCUUCUUGGACGCCUUGGAGGCAUUUUUUCAAGGACUUGGAAGCCAAAGAAGACUCGUUCCAUAACUGGUCCUGUCAUAACUAAAGGUGAUUCCCCUAAGAGAAGAGUUAUCAACUUAAAGACUAGGGAAAAGCUGGGACUGAACCAUUCACUCAAACCAAAAUCAAGAACACUUGCUGAAUCCGUUGAUGCUUAUCACAAAACACAGAUGGAGAUUGCAAAGCAAGAUGAAGUCCUUUCCAACUUAAGCGAUCUUCUUGGCGAGCUGAAAAAUAUGGCAGUGGACAUGGGAACAGCAAUCGAAAGUGAAAACCAUGGACUAGAUCAUCUUCAAGACGAUGUUAAUGAGCUUAACUACAGAGUAAAGCAAUCCAACCAACGGGCUCGUCGUUUACUCAGGAAGUAAAAAGUAGCCAGAACUCUGCUCAUAACCAAGCUUGUCAGCUUCUACAUUCUUCUGAUGACUUAGUUGCUUAAAGUCAAACAUAGAUUUCAAUAUUUUUGUUCUGAUAUUAAUGAAGUUGAAACAUUUAA
Molecule: messenger RNA, 2261 nt
Organism: Arabidopsis arenosa
Lineage: Eukaryota; Viridiplantae; Streptophyta; Magnoliopsida; Brassicales; Brassicaceae
Source: the annotation of a GenBank genome assembly